Trichoderma harzianum CBS 226.95 is the source of this 540-nucleotide messenger RNA. RefSeq lists its product as hypothetical. The record is from RefSeq and is a predicted model, not a curated record. The transcript has 3 exons. Bases 1 to 540 code for a protein of 179 amino acids. Lineage: Eukaryota; Fungi; Ascomycota; Sordariomycetes; Hypocreales; Hypocreaceae.
AUGCAGUUCAAGUGUCUCACCCUCAUGACCGCCCUGUUGUCUAUAAGCCAGGCACAAACCACAAUGGUAACAGACGUGCCAAAAGACGGCAUAAGUGGUAUCAAGAACAUCACCGAACUGUCGUCUGACCUGCUGGGCUUGGUGGGGGGUCUGAACGAAUCACAAACGGCUGAUUUCACCGUCAUUGUUGAUGAUUUGAAAGACAUCAUCGCUGAUAUUGGCAAGGAAGUCGCAGCACUCAGCGUCCCCUCCGUCAUUAGUGACCAGCAAGGCCUCUGCGAUUCCUUCAGUGGUUUUGUCAACGUAACUCAAGAGCUGUUUGGCGUGUUUUCGGAAAAAGAACCGAUCUUGUCCAUGGUGAACGCGACUGAUGCUGGAAAUUUCACCAACAUCCUGCGUGCCUUGACGAUUGGCGUCUUUGGGCUUGGAUCUAAAAUCAUCACGUUGGCGCCGAGCUGCGCGGAUGAAGCUACGAAGGAGCUGGGAGAUUUUAUCGGGGCAGCUAACCAGACGAUUGGAUCGUUCCAUUUCGGCGGUUAG